Plasmodium malariae is the source of this 2505-nucleotide messenger RNA. RefSeq names its product YTH domain-containing protein, putative. Bases 1 to 2505 code for a protein of 834 amino acids. The transcript has a single exon. Gene Ontology annotation, cellular component: nucleoplasm. The record is from RefSeq and is a predicted model, not a curated record. Gene Ontology annotation, molecular function: metal ion binding; mRNA binding; N6-methyladenosine-containing RNA reader activity. Lineage: Eukaryota; Apicomplexa; Aconoidasida; Haemosporida; Plasmodiidae. Gene Ontology annotation, biological process: regulation of mRNA splicing, via spliceosome; mRNA splicing, via spliceosome.
AUGGUAGUCCACAAAAAGAGUAUUAAUAAAAAAAAAAAAGGCAGGAACAUGUACGAGUUGUACUUAAGUAUGCAUGAAGAGAAGUAUAAAAAAGUGGAAGAAGAAAAAAGUACAAAUGAUGAAGCUUAUGUUGUAGAUUUAGAAAGAGAGGUAAAAAUAAAGUUAGAAGAACAAAGUAAUUUAUUGUCAAUUAAAGGUAUAGAUAGAGUUGAUAUACAACAGAAAAAAGGAAAACAUUCAAUUAUAUGUAUUCAUUAUAUUAAAAAUAUGUGUAUGAAAAAUUUAUUUUGUAAUUAUUUACAUCAACUUAUAUAUUCAAGAAUACCUACAUGUAAAAAUUAUUUAAAGUAUAAUUAUUGUGCUGAUAGGGUAAGAGGUUCAUGUAUGUUUCGUCAUACUUUAGAAAAUACAAAUAGUAAUUAUUACAACGAUAAUAAGGAUGAAUAUUUAGAUGAUAUUAUCAAAUUUCUACAUGAAAAAAAUAUAUGUGUAAAUUAUCUCUUAGGUUUUUGUAAUUUAGGAUAUAACUGUAGAAAAAUUCAUAUAAAUAGGACAAGAAAAUAUAUUAACAUUAUAAGUAUCCUGCCCAAGUUUUAUUUAGAUGAAAUACUAAUAAAUAAAAGCUUAUAUACCAAUCUAUAUAGUAACUCGAAAAAGUUUAUAAAUGAUAUGAAUAAAUUAAGGGAUGCUUUAAUAGUACUAAGUGGUGAGAAGUAUUAUGAUAAAACGAAUAUUUCGUCCAAAAAUGAAAAAGAUUAUAACUUAACAGAUCAUUUUAAAAAUACAAAUACCAUGAUGAAUAAUAAUAAUAUUAAUGAAAGUCAUCAUAUUAUUCCAAAUAGUAAUGGUACCAGCAGUAGUAGACUGGAUACUCCAAGUUCGAGUAAUGUCGAAGCGUACACCAUGCUUAAUAGGCAAUCUGCAGUGUUGAUGGAUGUAAGCGGAAUGGUUGGUGUGCACAUGAAUGGGGUGGAAAUAAACAAUAAGAGCAACAAUAACAGUAGUAACGCAGUUCCUGGGGUACCAAAUGAUAGUAUCAUUAAAGUUAACAUUGACAGGAGUGACAAUAACUUGGGUAACAGUAAUAAUGAUAAUAAUAAUAGUAAUAGUAAUAGUAAUAGUAAUAGUAAUAGUAAUAAUAAUAACAAUAAUAAUAAUAAUAAUAAUAAUAAUAAUAAUAAUAAUAAUAAUAAUAAUAAUAAUAAUAAUAAUAAUAAUAAUAAUAAUAAUAAUAAUAAUAAUAAUAAUAAUAAUAAUAAUAAUAAUAAUAAUAAUAAUAAUAAUAAUAAUAAUAAUAAUAAUAAUAAUAAUAAUAAUAAUAAUAAUAAUAAUAAUAAUAAUAAUAAUAAUAAUAAUAAUAAUAAUAAUAAUAAUAAUAAUAAUAAUAAUAAUAAUAAUAAUAAUAAUAAUAAUAAUAAUAAUAAUAAUAAUAAUAAUAAUAAUAAUAAUAAUAAUAAUAAUAAUAAUAAUAAUAAUAAUAAUAAUAAUAAUAAUAAUAAUAAUAAUAAUAAUAAUAAUAAUAAUAAUAAUAAUAAUAAUAAUAAUAAUAAUAAUAGUAAUAGUAAUAGUAAUAGUAAUAGUAAUAAUAAUAGUAAUAAUAAUAAUAGUAACAGUAACAGUGUUAUGUAUAAUCAGGCGUGGGAAGAAGGGCAUGGUAGCAGCGGCCACAUAGAUAUUAGGAUAAACCAUAACAACUGUAUGGAGGAGAAAUAUUUAAAUAAAUAUAAUACUAUAUUGAAUAACUGGAAUAAUGAAAAGGCAUAUCAGCACAGUAAUAUGAAUAAGAACUGUUCAUAUAAUAACGAAAAUAAAAUGAUAGGAACAAAUAACGACAUGGUAUUAAAUAUACCUAAUGUAUACGACAUAAAUAAUAGCAAGUUGAUUGAAAAUGAUAAAAUAAAAGUUUUUGUUAUCAAAUGUAAUCAAAUAUCACAUUUAUAUUUAUCUAUAUUAUAUGGAGUUUGGGCAACUGGUAAAAACAAUACAAGAAAAUUUAUCAAUUUAUUUAAAGAAAAUUAUACUAUAAUUUUUAUAUUUUCUGUUAAUGAAAGUGGAGGAUUUCAAGGAUAUGCAAAAAUGAUAACAAUGCCGAUAAGAAAUUUAUUUGAAAAUUUAUGGGGUCCAAUUACUAAAAGAUUAGGUGGUAAUUUCCGUAUUCAAUGGAUAAAAAUAGCCAAAAUCGAUUUUGAAGUUUUUAAAAAUAUGGUUAAUCCUUAUAAUAAUAAUUUACCUUUAAAAAAAAGUAGAGAUGGUACUGAGUUGCCUUUAAAUUUAGCUGCAAUUAUUUGUAAUAAAAUUCAUAUUUUACCCAAUGAGGAUUUCUUAGCUGGAACGAUAUAUGAAUAUAAAAGAAGGAUUAACCACUCUUCCUUUUUUCUUAAUUUACAUAAACAAAAUUUACUUAAUACAAAUACCAUGUGGGAUAUGCUCAUUUUUAAUUUAAAUCAAAAGUCCGAUUGCCAACAGAUUACGUUCGUCGAUGGAACAGAACAGAGCAUUACAUAA